Molecule: messenger RNA, 4197 nt
Organism: Poecilia reticulata (guppy)
Lineage: Eukaryota; Metazoa; Chordata; Actinopteri; Cyprinodontiformes; Poeciliidae
Gene: plpp6
Product: phospholipid phosphatase 6
Molecular function (GO): sphingosine-1-phosphate phosphatase activity
Source: RefSeq, a predicted model, not a curated record
UUUAACAAAGUGUUGCUUUGUUACACUCUGGAGUGCAACAAAGCAACACUUUGUAUUUUUAUUACUGCAGACCGCGUGAUGAAGUGUUUUUUGUGUUUACUGCUGAGCUGUUUUCUAGGAACACAUAAUCCAUUUAGCCAGUUAAAACACUCAUUUGUUCUGUUUCAUCUGUUUGGUUGGUGGGUGAAGCAUUAUUUGAAGAUAGCAGGAAAACAUGCAACAAAACCUAUCAGACUGCACAUACUCUGCUCAGCCUGUGCUCAGACUGUAUGAAUUGUUUCUUGUUUGUAACUUAUUUGGUUUGAUGGAAUAAACCUGUCACAAAUGGGUAUUAGGAAAGUGAGAACAACCAGAACAAUGCGACAAACACAGAAGAAAGACUCAAUUUCCCAGGGUGCUCUGCGUAAAGAGCAACAAAUAUGGCGGUUCGCUUCAAGGUACCCGGACGUGACAGGAAUUAUCAACAGAUGAGCUAAAGGAGCGAACACCUUCGCAAAGCGGCUGACAUUUUUCAUUUAUCGUUUUCGUAUCAUUUUUUUCUUGAGUGGACGGCUUACUAAAGCACAAAACAGGAAAUGCCUUCUCCAAAGGCUAAAAACGCCGGUCGCAGGGAUGGCAGCCCGGUGCUCGGCAGUAACUUCGACUUCGUGUCGCUGACCAAGCCACUGAACCGUUCCUCCCCGCCGCACCUCCUCCAGCGACAGGGCUCCGACCCGACCACCGCUCGCCUCCGGGCCUCGGAGAGCCCCUCGCGCCGCCGAGGCUCCGGCUCCUCCACGGGCUCGGCGAGCGGUCAGGGGCCACCCGAGGAGGACGGCAUACGGCUCAACCCGUCCCUCAUCGGCAUUUCGCUCAGCUCCCUGCUCGCCAUCGACCUUUGGCUCUCCAAGCGGCUCAGCGUGUGCGCCUGCGAGGACUCGUCGUGGGGCAGCGCGCGCCCCUUGAUGAAGCUGAUCGAGGUAUCCGGACACGGCAUCCCGUGGCUGGCAGGCGCUGCUUACUCCAUGUACAAGAGCGACAGUGCUGCAGGACAGGAAGUCAUGCUCAACCUGCUCAUGGGCCUUCUGCUGGACCUCAUCCUGGUCGGCGCGGUCAAAGCGGUGGUGCGUCGGCGUCGGCCGGCUCACAACCAAAUGGACAUGUUUGCCACCUUCUCCGUGGACCGCUACUCCUUCCCCUCCGGCCACGCCACCCGAGCCGCCAUGUGCGGCCGCUUCCUGCUGGCCCACCUGGUGCUGGCUGCGCCGCUCAGGGUCUUGGUCUUGCUGUGGGUGGGCCUGGUGGGGUUCAGCCGGGUGCUGCUGGGCAGGCACCAUGUUACCGAUGUGCUGUUUGGGUUUUGGAUGGGGUACUGCCAGUACAAACUGGUGGAGAUACUGUGGCUCUCCCCUCAAACUCUACAGGGGCUGCUAGGGCUUUUAGCUUAAAUUUAGAGACUGAGACGAAGAGGGGGCGGUGUGAAAUGGUUUUGCUUUAAGGGCCUCUGCACAUUUUUUAUUUUCAUUUCUCUGCUGUAAAAUUGUUUUCAUUGGGGUAGACUCAGGAGAAGAGUUCCCCAAAGUCCUGCUUUCUGCUACUUAACAGACAUUCAGUCUGGUUCUUAUCUUUUAUUUGAGUUUGCAGAUAGAAAGCAUCUACUAAACAUCAACUUUCAACCUACCUGUUCAUCAGGAUACACACGGUGACUAAAUACAUUUCUAGGACCAAGUUGUGCUUAUGUUUUUGUUUUUUUUAAAUCACAUGAUCAGGAUAGCAUUUGUUAUUUUCCAUUAGUUAAUGCAGAGGCAAGCGAAUAUAAGAAGUAGUUUUGAGUUCUGAUCCAUAAGAUGCAGUAAAAAAAAAAUAAAACUAAUGCAUGUUUAGAUGUUUUUCUACUACUGUGGAUGGGUCACUGUUGUUAAAGUAAGAUUAGUAAAGUUGUUUCAAACAUGUGGGUUGGGUGAACCGUGUGAUACAUUCAGCCCAUCACACUCAGAGUAAACCCAAUUAGCUUCUUAUAAUCAAUAUUGUCAUCAUGUUUACACUUUUUCUGACUGAUAAUCUGUUCUGUUGCAUUGCAUCGAUCUGGUUUCCCUGCUCUGCCAGAUCAGAUCCGACCACUAAGGGGAUAUUUUAAGGAUUUGGGGGUUGAAUGUUGGGUGUUUACACUCGAUCCUUUUGACCAUGUUUGCUGGUAUCUGUGGAUUUUGCUUCACCCAGCAGCAGCAAUCAUAAAGUUCUGGUUCACUAAGCCAUAUUACUAUCAGCGGGAACAUGUAUAAGUUUUUAAAUCUUCUACUUGAUAUACAGCUAGCACUUAUAAUCAGUCAUCCGUCACAGCGUGUGCUUGCUUUGGGUGUCAGGUUUUUUUUAUUUCACUUGAUUAUUUCCUUUUUACCUUCUGUUAUUAAUAAUUUAUGAUUAAUGAGGGACAGAUUAUCACCUGAAUUUCCAACAUUUAAAGAAAAUCUCUGAAGAAUAUGCAUUUGAAUUAAAGCUAAAACUGUUGUUUUUAAGGACUCCAACAUGAAACGUAUACAAAAAUAAUAAGAGAAAAUAAGAGAAUUGUAAACUGUAAAGUCAAAAUUUCUGAGAGAAUGUCUAAGCAUAUUGUUUAGAUAAUCAGCUAACGCUGCUAGCUUUCCACUCUGCAUGGAGAACAGUUUCAGGCUUUCCACACAGCAAAGGACACGAUGCAUCGUCAUGGCUACCUUCUCCUUAGCUACGUAUUCACUGAUCAAUAAUUACAGCACAUCUUUAGCUGUAGAGAAACUAAAGACAAAAAUCAUAGAUGUGUUGUUUUAUUAGUAUUAUAGGAAAGUUUACAUGUGUGAUGCCUGGAGUAAGUCUCAUUUUCUUCUGAUUGUCAAAUAUUUAAAUUAACAGAACAAAUAUUUGCUUUACGGGGGGAAAAAACAACAGAAGUCAGACAAAGGCUCAGGUUUUAGUGAAGAUGCGCUACUAUCCUUUCCUCAUACGAAAACUAGCAGAAAAUGAACUAAUUCCUCUACUGCAGGUGUGUCAAGCUUGUGCUCCCAGUUCACACUGCAAAAACAAUCCUUGGAAAGUGUCAAUAACUUAGUUUUGUGCCCUACUAAUCUGGUACACGGCCCGAAAGUUCAUAGAGGUCAGCAGGUGGUGUACAGCUUUGUAACUUUCUUUACCAAGUAGAGUAAUAAAAACAUAAACAUGUCUGUGCAGCAUGCCAAAAAGAAUUGGCCUACCAAGCACAUUUUCCCAGUACAACAUAUCUUUGCUGGAGCUGAUGUUUGCUAUAUAAUGUCAAACACAUUUUCAUGACUGUGACAAAAAACAAACUAAAUCUUAUUUCUCUUCUGCAAACUAGCAAAAGUUGCCUUUCUUGUGAAUGUGCUACUAAUCUUUGUUUUGAAAUCCCUCAUCAUUUCUUUCUAAGAUCUCUAAAGGCAAUAACCUGCAAAUGGACCAGACUGACAUCCAGGUGUCUAAACACGAUGAGUCUUCCUUUAGACUUGAGCUAAUAUUUCACAGUGUGUGUUUGAGAGUGCAUGCUUAGGAGUUCAUUUUUUAGCGUCAUCUUGCACUUAAUAUUUACAUUAAAAAAAAGGGCAUUUCUGCGUAGCGACGCAGCCGGUGGAGAUGACGCAACAAUUAUGUGUGUUUAAUAGCAACACAGGGUCACGGAGGCUGAUGACCCUGGAUUGAGGCGUGUGAAGCUCUGGUUAGCUGUAGUGGCUUUCUGCUGGUUGGUUUCAGCCAGAUCCAGACGCUCCGUUCCACAAACUUUUCCAUCAGCGACUCUUUGGUUGACCCGUGUCAGACUGUUCCCUCUUUCUGCAAUAACGGACCAACGGUCUUCCCAGUACAUGGCGACUUUCCAGAUUUCUGCGUCCUUUGCUGUUGCGAAUCACAAUAUGCUGAAUAGCACAUUUAUGACCAAAUUUGUUUUAUGGUUGUCCUACUGUGAAGAAUAUGAAUAGACCUUAAUCUAAGAGAAGCAAAGUAAAAUAAGUUGCUACACUGUUAAUGUUUGAGUGGUGGAUAGAUUUUGCACUCAUCAGCUGUUUUCGGUUUUGCUUACUUAAAACCGAUAUACUGUAUUGAAGCUUUAUCUUGAAGUGUUCAGAUAUGUGUUGGUGUGAUUGCACUGUGUCGUGUCAGUACAUUUGCUUCUGCUGUUGAAUAUUCUCUACACUUUGAAUGUAAAGAUUUUUAAUUAAACGGGGAACGCAACCGAAA